Molecule: messenger RNA, 1266 nt
Organism: Toxotes jaculatrix (banded archerfish)
Lineage: Eukaryota; Metazoa; Chordata; Actinopteri; Toxotidae
Gene: ap1s3a
Product: adaptor related protein complex 1 subunit sigma 3a
Exons: 5
Coding region: 132-596 (154 amino acids)
Biological process (GO): vesicle-mediated transport; intracellular protein transport
Cellular component (GO): membrane coat; intracellular membrane-bounded organelle; AP-1 adaptor complex
Molecular function (GO): clathrin-cargo adaptor activity
Source: RefSeq, a predicted model, not a curated record
GCGCUGAGGAUCAACAAUGUCGCCUCUUCUCAAAACGCGCACGGUAGAGUAGGACUCUACGAUAAGACUCAUUAUAAACCAGCGUGUGGGUGUGAAUUUAAAGCGACUUCUCUCCGACUGCUCCUGACAACAUGAUGCGCUUCCUGUUGCUGUUCAGUCGGCAGGGAAAGCUGCGAUUGCAAAAAUGGUUCACGCCGUUAACGGACCGGGAGAAGAAGAAAGUGAUCCGAGACAUGAUGAUGUUAGUGCUGGCCCGUCCACCACGUUCCUGCAACUUCCUCCAAUGGAGGGACCUGAAGAUUGUUUACAAGAGGUAUGCCAGUCUGUAUUUCUGUGCUGGUCUGGAGGACCAGGAUAAUGAGCUGCUGGCCCUCGAAGUGCUGCACAGAUAUGUUGAGUUAUUGGAUAAAUACUUUGGCAACGUGUGUGAGUUGGACAUCAUUUUCAACUUUGAGAAGGCCUACUUCAUCCUAGAUGAAUUUCUGAUGGGAGGAGAGAUCUUAGAAACCUCCAAGGUAGCGGUGGGUGUAUCUAUGGAGGAGGCUGACACGCUCCAAGAGACAAUGGAGGAAUACAUGAGCAAACCCGCCUACUGAGCCAAGACAAGAUGAGAAUUUCAAGACUUGAACCAAAGGAUUUAUUACUCUGGGAUAUUUUUACUUAGUGACUAAUAAUGACUCAUUUGGCAUAAGGCGGUGGUCUUACAAUAACCACAGUCCUGGUGAUUUUUCAUGCUUAUACUUAAGUUUUAAGAAUUGUAAUUAUAUUUGCAUCUGUAAGUGCCUUUUUUUAAACCUCAUAUUUAUUCAACUCAGGGUUUAUGACAGGAGAGAUGAGUGAAAACACUCAUAUUCCAGUUUAUCUAAAUACAUUUUUUAAAAAAUAUUUAAAUAUGUUUUUGCAACCCCAGUAAAACGUGGCAGGCAAGGCAUAUUUAUAUUUAAACCCAUGCACUGUGUGAUGGUGAGGAAAUGAAGAAACACUACACAGUAAGGAAAAAUAAAGUCAAUGCUUUAUUAACCUCAGGUAUGUCACAUAUGACCACAUUUAAGAAAGAAUUACCAAAAAAACACAAGUGAAUCUAAGGGAUCCAACACUGAUUUUGGUUGUGUGUGUCUGUGUGUGCGUGUGUGUGUGUCUGUGUGUGUGUGUGUGCUCAAAUGUAAGGCUGGUGAAUCACAUGUACUGGUUGUUUAGUACUUUUGAAAAAAAAAAAGCAUCAAAUGAAUGUCUGAACACUCAUAUUUCUGCUAAUAAAUAACAACA